GACCUGAUCUCCAUGUAUUACGGCUGCUCCACCAACAACCCCCUGCUGGACAGCCAGGGCAGUGUGUGUAUCAACUGCAAACAGCCCUUGAUCUACACGGCAUCGUCAUACGGUCCUACCUCUGUCGCAGUUCUACCUGGACGAGGGUAUUGCUGAUGAGGAGGCUGUGUCUGUCAUUGCCCUGGAGGUCCCUCGCAUUGACAGGAAUGCCGCAGUAGGGGUAUCCAUGACCUUAUGCAGUGUACACCACUAAAAUCAACACAUUUCUCAUGACCACUUUUAGCUAAUGGGAAUAAUCUGUAGGUUAAGGUUGUGUGCUCGUACACGUUUCCAUACAUACACACAUUACAUACAGUAUGUGUACGUGUCAGUGCUGAGGUGUGUGUUCUGAGAAGGUAGUAAUCCAAGUAUUUCUUGGCACUGAUUUAAUUUCUGCCGAGCAGCAUAAGCUGUCAGGCCUAAGUCAUCUUAGCGGUGAGAGUUAAUAGGGUUAGAAUCUUCUCUCUCAGUUUAAUGACACUAACACCUCAGAGACCUCUCUGUCUGGGAUUAACCUGCAUUAGCCUGCCUGCCACAAGGGCACGGUGGCCACGGCUUUUCCUAGAAACCACAUGCUGACUAACUCACUGACUGACCUUUAGUAGUCUACUCUUUCCGUCACUCUUACUGGCUGAGCUCUGAGGAUGAAAUGUUGUGCAUUUCAGUGUCUUUGUUUUUCUUUGGUGUUAAAAUACUCAAAGUGGUGGCAUGGGUCUGUUAAUGGUGUAUGGCUUAAAUGUGUGUAAGAAAGCAGGGAGCAGAAGUAUUGUGCACGUCUACGAGUGAGUCCUUAACGGUGUCAGAAUCCCAGUCCCUGAAGCUGGAUGAUGGCACGGAAGACACAAAGGAGGACAUCUUCAUGGCCAAACUCAGCUUUGAGUUGAGGAGGGAGGGACAGAAAGAGGGAAGGAUAUGGGAAGUAAGGAGAGUGUAGGAGAGAGGGACAGAUGGAAGGGGUAAGGAGUGAGAGGGUGGUUAGAAAGGUGGAAGAGAGGGAGGAGAGAAACUAACAGGAGAGUAUGAAUGGAAAGACUCAGUUUCCCUUUACAGCAGGGUGGGUCUGACUAUGUCCCAGUGGUGGUGAGUCGCUCUGUGCUGAGGUCUAUGAGCAGCAGGGAUGUCCUGCUCAAGCCCUGGCCUAAACCCCUUCAGUGAGAGUACUACCGCUCCUUACUGCCUGCUGUCAGCAUCAAUAUGUGCCGCUCCUGGUUCCAGGUACUAAAUAGAUGGAACACACACACACAGAAUUGCACUUCAUGCCCCCUCACCCCUUUCACACACACACACCCAGGUGCAGAAUAGGGAGGUACAUUUUUUUCUAAUCAUUAAAAUAUUACACAGUACAUGCUCACACACACCGUGGCACUCCAUAGCCCUCUGGCAGAAUCUCAGAAUGAACCCUCUCUAGCUUUUAUUUUUCACUUAUUUUUGUGUUUCGUGUUUUUUACCAAAAGUGUCUUUUACCAAAUGUUGCUAGCGGCAGUGCUAGAUGUUGUGUUGCUAUCUAUGGGAAUCCCUCCUCUGCCUGGUGCUGUGUUCUCUGACCCAUUCAUCCUGUCUUCUCUGCUGUGUUUCCUCUAAUCUAGAUGUUCCACAGUGAAGACUAUAAGCUGCCAGAGCUUCAGUUUAACUGCUCUCUCUACUGCUGACUGCCGAUCGAUGAACCCAACUGACCUCCGAAAACUGCACAAGAAGCUACGGACCCCCUUGAACUACAUCCUGUUGAAUCUGGCAGUGGCUGACCUCUUCAUGGUGGUGGGAGGCUUCACUGUGACUCUGGCAACAGCCCUACAGGGAUACUUCUUCCUGGGGGUCACCGGCUGUAACGUUGAAGGAUUCUUUGCCACUAUGGGAGGGGAGAUCGCCCUUUGGUCUCUGGUGGUAUUGGCCAUCGAGCGCUAUAUCGUGGUGUGUAAACCAAUGACCAACUUCCGCUUCAAUGAGAGGCACGCCAUUGUGGGCGUGGCCUUCACCUGGAUCAUGUCUCUCACCUGUGCUCUACCUCCAUUGUGUGGCUGGUCCAGGUACAUCCCAGAGGGCAUGCAGUGUUCCUGUGGGAUUGACUACUACACCCCGACGCCUGAGCUGGGAAACACCUCCUUUGUCAUCUACAUGUUCACCCUCCACUUCUCCAUCCCACUGGUCAUCAUCGGCUUCUGCUACGGCCGUCUGCUCUGCACCGUCCGCGCGGCGGCAGCCCUGCAGCAGGAGUCAGAGACCACUCAGAGGGCAGAGAAGGAAGUGACCCGUAUGGUGAUCGUCAUGGUCAUCUCGUAUCUGGUGUGCUGGAUGCCCUAUGCCACUGUGGCCUGGUACAUCUUUGCCAAUCAGGGCACCAACUUUGGCCCAGUCAUGAUGACCAUCCCAGCCUUCUUUGCCAAGAGUGCUGCCCUCUACAACCCAAUAAUCUACAUUCUACUCAACAGACAGUUCAGGAACUGCAUGUUGACCAUAGUGUGUUGCGGGAAGAACCCAUUCGGUGAGGAGGAGACCUCCACCGCCUCCUCCAAAACACAGGCCAUCUCCGCCAGCCAGGUGGCUCCUGCCUGACCUACGACCCAUAAAGCCUGACUCCUUACCUGUCCCAGCCCAUCUGUGGACCC
This is a messenger RNA of Oncorhynchus tshawytscha (Chinook salmon), 2642 nucleotides long. Its product is annotated as rhodopsin. Gene Ontology annotation, molecular function: G protein-coupled receptor activity. Bases 1699 to 2589 code for a protein of 296 amino acids. Gene Ontology annotation, cellular component: membrane; photoreceptor outer segment. Lineage: Eukaryota; Metazoa; Chordata; Actinopteri; Salmoniformes; Salmonidae. The transcript is spliced from 7 exons. The record is from RefSeq and is a predicted model, not a curated record. Gene Ontology annotation, biological process: phototransduction; visual perception; G protein-coupled receptor signaling pathway.